Messenger RNA from Carya illinoinensis, 1549 nucleotides. RefSeq names its product CASP-like protein 4A3. The transcript has 3 exons. The coding region runs from base 291 to 1310 and encodes 339 amino acids. The record is from RefSeq and is a predicted model, not a curated record. Lineage: Eukaryota; Viridiplantae; Streptophyta; Magnoliopsida; Fagales; Juglandaceae.
AUCCCUCCCACACCAUAUGCAUGCUACGUACGCGCCGAUGCAUUUGCGUGAAAACUACAACAUGAAGCAUCAGUCUCAUUUUUUAUGUGUUUGGUUUCAGAAUCGAAGAUUCGAACGAUGAGAAGUCAAACUUUUCCAUCGAACACGUCUCGCGCUUCAGUUGAUUGCAAUAUUUGUCCUACAUAUGUUACCCUUGCUAGCAAGUUAAGUGUUGAAGGCCGACAAGUUUUUUAAAUUGAGAAUUCAAUUUCCCUUGGACGUUCAGCUUUUGGUGCUGGGAAGAAAUAAGAAUGGAUUCGUGUGAGAGUGAAAAAACUGCCGAGUCCUCGUUCUGCAGCCCUGCCUCAGUAUACUCAAACCAAGAAAUGGACAAAGACAAAGAAGCAGCAGCAGAAGAAGAAGAAGUAGAAGAAAAGCAUACCCAGUAUAUGAAAAAAGCAGAACAAAAACCAGAAGAAGAACAGGAAGCACAAGAAAAGCAUGCCAUCUCAGACCCAUCAGCACCCACCACCCGCUCUCCACCUCCUCAAUCCCACCGAUACCACAAACCCUCAUCGGCACCAUUGGAUUCAUCGUCACCGUCUUCGCUUUCCUCCAAUCAUUCCUCCCACAGUCAUGAACUCAAACGCACGACCGCACCCGCUCCGGAUACCCCACCGGUAGUCGUGGCGAACCAGUCGUUCUGGACCAACACGGUGGUGCUGGACAAGGUGGACCCAGGAGCCCAAGAUCGCUUCAGCAUCGUUAGAGAAGUUGAGGCUAGUAAUAGCCGUGGUGGUAGUACUGAUGGCGGUGGUGGUAGCCGAAGAUUGAGACCAAAUCUGUCGAUUCUGAAGAGGGUAAGAAGGGAAAACAUGGUGAAGAAGACGUUGUUGUGGUUAAGGAUUUCUGCGUUCGUGUUUUGCUUGAUCUCUUUUUCGGUUAUGGCGGCUGACAAGAAUCAGGGUUGGGCUCUCGAUUCUUUCCAACGAUACAAAGAGUUCAGGUACUGUAUGGCUGUGAAUGUGGUAGGGUCUGCAUAUUCAGGGCUGCAAGCAUAUGAUCUGGUCAACUAUUUCAGCAACGGGAAACACAUAGUCUGGCACCAUCUCCGGUUUUACUUGGAUUUCUCUAUGGAUCAGGUGUUGACUUACCUUCUGAUAUCGGCCUCAUCAGCAGCUGCCACCAGAGUUUAUGACUGGCAAUCGAACUGGGGUAAAGACAAGUUUCCUGAAAUGGCAAGUGCAUCCGUAGGAUUGUCCUUUGUUGCAUUUGGGGCCUUUGCCGUAAGCUCUCUCUUUUCUGGUUAUACCCUCUUUAAAACCCCAUAGUUAAAUUAAUACAAAUGCCGGCCAUAUCAGAAGAUGAUGGGGAAGUCUUUAAGUUUUAGAUAAUCUGUUCCCUUCCUCAAGUUCUAGCAAUGAUAAAUUGUUGAAAAUAGAAAUCGAAAUGCUUUACAGUUACAGUGUUGUGUGAAAAUAGGUUCGUGUGUUUCUCUUGAACCAUGGAUGCUUAUCAUGGCAUUAGAUAUAAAUCUAUUUCUGUUUGAAAGCUCUGCUUUCUGAUCUAA